AGCUGCCAGUGGCUCCAGGCUUGGGUCCCCAGGGCAGGGUCAGAGCAAGGACUGAAGGCUGGUCAAGACCCAGGGCAGACUGUCACUCCCCUCUCACCCUCGUAGGUGCCGGCAGCUGGCUUGGUGCUCCUCUCAGCUGUCAACCAUGGCCCGGGGACUGCCCAGCACCGCCAGCCUGGCGCACUUCUGCCAGAAGCUGUACCGGCGGAAGCCAGUGGAGGAGUCCCCCAGGGAGACACUGCCGCAGCGCCAUCUGACCACGCUGGACCUGACUCUGCUGGGUGUGGGUGGCAUGGUGGGCUUGGGCCUGUAUGUGCUCACAGGCACCGUGGCCAAGGGGAUGGCCGGGCCUGCAGUGCUUGUGUCCUUUGGCGUGGCUGCUGUGGCCUCCCUGCUGGCAGCCCUGUGCUACGCGGAGCUCGGGGCACAAGUGCCCUACACAGGCUUUGCCUACCUGUUCACUUACACGUCUGUGGGUGAGAUGUGGGCCUUCCUCGUUGGCUGGAACGUGCUCCUCCAGUGUCUCUUUGUUUGCACUGCUCUCGUCCGUGCCUGUAGUGGCUACCUAGACACCGUUUUUGGACACCGCAUCCGCAGCUUCACUGAGGCCCAUGUGGGCAUCUGGCAGGUGCCCUUCCUGGCCCAGUACCCAGACUUCCUGGCUGCUGGCCUCAUGCUUUUGGCUUCUGCAUUUAGCUUCUGUGUAACCCGUGUCUCUUCCUGGGUCAACCGCACAUUCCUUGUCAUCAGCGUGGUCGUCAUCCUCUUCAUCAUUGUCCUGGGGUUUGUCCUGGCCCGCCCGCACAACUGGAGCAUUGAGGAGGGCGGCUUUGCGCCCUUCGGUUUCUCUGGUGUCAUGGCUGGCGCCGCCACCUGCUUCUACACCUUCCUGGGCUUUGACAAUAUUGUUGCCUAUAGUGCAGAGGCCCAGAACCCAAAGCGAGCUGUGCCUAUGGCCAUCGCCAUCUCAGUUACCCUGGUAGCUGGUACCUACAUCCUCGUUUCCACUGUCCUCACCCUCCUGGUGCCCUGGCACAGCCUGGACCCUGACUGGGCCCUUGUUGAUGCCUUCCACCAGCGGGGCUAUAGCUGGGCAGCCUUCAUCGUGGCAGCUGGUGCAAUCUGUGGUAAGUGGCCCUUCUGGACAAGGGGGGAGGGAACAAGAUGGUGGGGCUCUGCCCUAAGCCUCCAGGAAACACAUCUCCAUCUGGACCUGUGCUGCCAAUGCAUCCUGGGCCCAGGAAGGGGCUAAUGAUUAGAUU
Molecule: messenger RNA, 1262 nt
Organism: Equus caballus (horse)
Lineage: Eukaryota; Metazoa; Chordata; Mammalia; Perissodactyla; Equidae
Source: RefSeq, a predicted model, not a curated record